Saitoella complicata NRRL Y-17804 is the source of this 711-nucleotide messenger RNA. RefSeq lists its product as uncharacterized. Gene Ontology annotation, biological process: small-subunit processome assembly; endonucleolytic cleavage to generate mature 5'-end of SSU-rRNA from (SSU-rRNA, 5.8S rRNA, LSU-rRNA); endonucleolytic cleavage in 5'-ETS of tricistronic rRNA transcript (SSU-rRNA, 5.8S rRNA, LSU-rRNA). Lineage: Eukaryota; Fungi; Ascomycota; Saitoellomycetes; Saitoellales; Saitoellaceae. Gene Ontology annotation, cellular component: nucleolus. Gene Ontology annotation, molecular function: RNA binding. The record is from RefSeq and is a predicted model, not a curated record. The transcript has a single exon. The annotation marks the transcript as partial.
AAACGCGGCAAAUCCAAGAAACUUGCAGGACUGUCUUCGGACGAUUUAGAGAAAGCCCGCCUGGCCCGCAAAAAGUCCGGCGUGGUAUACAUGUCCCGCAUCCCCCCCUUCAUGAAACCCCAAAAAGUCAAACACCUCCUCCAGAAAUUCGGCCCAAUCGGCCGCAUCUUCCUCGCCCCCGAAGACCCAAAAUCAUACGCCAAGCGUGUCCGGUUCGGUGGUAACAAAAAGAGAAACUUCACGGAGGGUUGGAUCGAGUUUAAGGAUAAGAAAGUAGCGAAGACGGUUGCGGAGACGUUGAAUGCGACGGGCAUUGGAGGGAAGAAGGGGAGUUACUAUCAUGAUGAUUUGUGGAAUCUCAAAUAUCUGCCCAAGUUCAAAUGGGAUCAUUUGACGGAACAAAUCGCCUACGAGAACGCCUCCCGACAGUCCCGUCUUCGUGCCGAAAUUCAACAAGCAACACGCGAGAACAAGACUUUUAUUCAAAACGUGGAGAGAGGGAAGAUGGUCGCGAAUAUGGAGGCGAAGAAGAGUGCGAAGAGAAAGAGGCAGGAUGGUUCUGCUACUGGUGCUGGUUCGGAGAAGGGUGAGGGUGCGGAGAUUGAUGUCAGGAGAAUGUUCAGGCAAAGGGAGUUGACGGAUAAGACGAAGCCGAUUAAGGAGGGAGAGGGGAGGGAGAAGGUUGAGAGGGUUCUUAGCAAGAUUUUUUAG